CCUCAGUAAGAUGUACAUACCUUCCAAAUUUCAGGUCAUUCCUAUUUGUAGAAAAAAAAUGAAAAGUAAAACACCACUGGACAAUUGUGACUGCACGAUGAAAUUUGGACGGUGAUGAAGGUAGGCGAAAUCACUAUUCAUUUUUCGCCUAUAGGCGUUCGAAAGAAUUUUCCUAUAUAUAUAUAUAUAUUCAAUUGCCAACAUAUUAGCCAAUCAAUCCAAGCCCAAUUCCUACCAGGCUCUAAUUUCUGGAAUAUUAUUGUUUGCUUUUUCAAAUAGUUAAGAGAAAGCUAAUGACAAAUGGGUAUGGUAUUGCCUCCUGCCUCACCAAAGUAGCAUUGCCUCUCCCAUCUAUGUUUAGUUUCCAUUCCAAACCUCCUUUUUCAAAAAUCUUGGACUGGGAAUAACAUCUUGAUGUGAUUUCAAAGCUGAAAUUAUUCUUAGUCGCACAGUCUCUGUUCUUAGACUUUGAAAUCUCCCAAGUAGUGAAGAAGCCAAAUAAUAUCCUGCUUUCAGACUAUGCUUAAAUAAUUUCCUGUCUAAACACUUCUGUCUCUAAGUAAUUUUAUCCUCUAAAACCAAAGAUGUCCAUUGUUGCCAAUUAUCAAUGUUAUUCCAUUUUGAACAUUUCAAGAUACUUGAUUAUUAGCAUUCCCAUGGAGUAUUGAUUAAUUCACCGUAGCGAUUUACAUUCUUUGAUGGAAUUUCGUGGCUAUGCUCUCUUUGUUUUGUCUUUAGGGGAUGAUGUUGUGAGCAUAUGCUUGAAGGUUCGAAUCAUAGGUUGCCCACUCAAUGAAAGAAAAGAAAUCCAUGGGUUUCAAAAUUUGUCAACUGUCUUCAUUUGUCUUAGACAGAGAGAAGAUGCUUCUGUUCAUGUCUAUACCUACACCUGAGCUAUCACAUAGGGAAGGGAUUUUUCUAACAACUCUAUUUGCAUCUAAUUUUGGUUUCUAUAACUUAUUGAAGGUUUCUAUACAUUCAUUUGUUCAUUUUGCUUGAGGAAAGAUCUGCUAAACGAAACGAACUGGAAACUUCAUUGGGAACCUGGGACCAUAAUUUGGAAGUCAAAGGAGCACUCUCACUUUUAGUGGUGACUACUCUUAUGUGCAAUUAGGAGUACUUCAGGAGAUGAAUUCAGAAGAUUCAAAAAAUUUGAACAAGGGAAAAAGAAAAUUGCAUCUGAGAAAACUGAGCCAUGUGCAUAAGCUAAGGUGUGAUACUGGUCGAAGUGCUCAUCAAGCCACACUCUUGAGUCCUUAACUGUUAUAUUACUCAAUGGGGUCCGGUGAAGAGGUGACCCCUGUUAAGUCUUCGAAGGCUGCUACUUCAAAUCAGCAGGAGCUUCCUUCUACGCCUUCAUAUCCUGACUGGGCAACUAUGCAGGCAUACUAUGGGGCAGGUUCUACUCCUCCCCAGGCUUUUUUUGCAUCCACAGUUGCUUCUUCUCCAACCCCUCUUCCUUACAUGUGGGGCCAGCACUUAAUGCCACCAUAUGGAACACCACUUCCAUACCCUCCAAUGUACCCCCCAGGAGGAAUGUACCCGCAUCCACCGAUGACACCGGGAACAGUAGCAAGUGCAGCUGAAUCUGAACGAAGGGCUUUAGAAGGAAAAGAGCGUGGGCCGAUGAAGAGGUCAAAGGGGAGCUCUGGAAAUUUGGGUUUGGUCAGUGGAAAAUCAAGGGAUGGUGGUAAAGCAACAUCUGGUUCUGCAAAUGAUGGUUCACAAAGCGGAGAAAGUGGUAGCGAGGAUUCGUCAAAUGGAAGCGAUGAGAACAACAGUCAAAUUGAUAUGCAGGCUGCUAGGAAGAGAAGUUUUGAUCAAAUGCUUGUUGAAGGGGCUCAGCAAAAUCAUGGUGCUCAAUAUGGUGAAUCAUAUCCAAAUGCAAGGGGCCAACCUGCCUCGAAUAUUCCAGGCUCCAUGACAGGGAAGUCAGGCGUAACUGCUCCCACAACUAACCUAAAUAUUGGUAUGGGUAUGGACCUUUGGAAUGCAUCUCCUUCGGGAACUGUCCCUAUGAAGCCUAGACCAAAUGCACCUGGUACCUCCUCCGCAAUGAUUUCAUCAACCAUGGUUGGGCGCGAUGGUGUUCCAUCUGAUCUAUGGAUUCAAGAUGAGCGUGAGUUAAAGAGGCAAAGGAGAAAGCAAUCUAAUCGUGAGUCGGCUAGGCGGUCAAGGCUGAGGAAGCAGGCUGAGUGUGAAGAACUAGCAUCUAAAGUGGAGCAACUUAAUAAUGAGAACAUGACACUCAAGAAUGACCUACAGAGGCUUGCAGAUGAAUGCGAGAAGCUCACUUCCGAGAAUGCAUCCCUAAUGGAUCAAUUAACUAAAAUAUAUGGACCAGAUGCUUUGGCUUCAAUACAAAGCAUUGACAUGAACCCAGUCGGUUUUAAGGCCACUAAUGCGGAAAGCAAUGGCCACUUACACGAUGCGUUGAGGGGAAACAACUCAAUUUCUAAUGGAAAGCUUGGAUCAAAUUCAAACUGAACACCUUUUCUCUUUCCUUUUCUUUUUCUUCAAUUUUCCUCUGGUUUUACUUGGAGGGCCUGAUCAUUGUCACGGCUGGUUUUUUCUUCUCCCCUAAUGUAUGUAAUAUAUCAAAAGCCACUGGCGUGCUAAUUACCUUUUAUGUGACUUAAUGUAACAUCAGGCAGGAUCACCAUCUGCGUAAAAUGGGAUAGGUGUGAAUAAUAUAUAUUAUUGUAUUAUGUGGUAUUGUUUAUUUUAUAU
This is a messenger RNA of Amborella trichopoda, 2730 nucleotides long. NCBI's taxonomy places the organism in Eukaryota, Viridiplantae, Streptophyta, Magnoliopsida, Amborellales, Amborellaceae. The record is from RefSeq and is a predicted model, not a curated record.